AUGACCUCUGCCUUCAAGUAUCUGAUUGACUGCAAGGAGGAAGAGAAUAAACUUCUCCCAUUUGAUCCCACUGCCAGAAAAACUAGGGGACCAGACAGUUGUGACCAGGCUCUGCUCCAGAUUGGGAUAAACAUGAUGGCAUUCCCAGGGGUUAGUCAUUUGGACUCUAUCCCAUUGCAAGGGCAGGGAUUGCCCCUGAUUCAGGUGGACUCUGUUCAGCGAUGGAUGGAGGACCUAAAGUUGAUGACAGAUUGUGAGUGCAUGUGCAUCCUGCAGUCGAAACCCAUUAGCCUAGAGGAUGAUGCCCAGAGUGAGCUGAUCCCAUCCUCCCAGCACGGCCCCUGUGACCACUUGCAGCUACUAUUGAAGCGAGCCUGGAUCAUCAGCACUGAACUGGGAAGGAUUGGGCAGAAGUUGGACCGGGAACGGUGGGGGCGGGUGCACAGUCUGAGUGUCCGGCUGACCUGCCACGCACGGUCCAUGAUCAGCGAGUACAGCAUCUUCAGCAGGGGGACCUCUGAGGAGAUGGAGCAUUUUCAGAAACUCUUAAUGGAGAAGUGCUCAGAACUUACUGCAGUCACUGAGAGGUGUCUCCACAUUGAUGAAGAACAGGUCCUGAAGUCCAUGAAGCCCUGUGUGAGUGAGACCUUGAGUGCGGUUGGCCGGUACUUUAGCCAGCUAUUGGAAUUGGCUCUGACACAGGAGAUACAGGUGCUGGUGAGAAAGAUUGACUCUUCAGACAAUCUUUACACUGCAGAGUCUACCACUGGGAACCUGUUCAGCUUGACCCAGGAGGGGGCCCCUUUAUGCCGUAUCAUAGCAAAGGAGGGGGGUGUUGUGGCCCUCUUCAAGAUCUGCCGGCAGGACUGUUUCCGGUGCCUGUAUCCACAGACGUUACGGACUCUUGCUUCCAUCUGUUGUGUAGAGGAAGGCAUUCACCAGCUGGAAAAGGUUGGAAACCAGAAUCUUAACCCCAAAUCAAGUCUAAGACAGGAGGCAAGAUGUCUCAGUCACAAUGGCCAGACUCUUUUCAUCUCUGCAUUUCUAGAAGUCUUGGAGACCUUGUUGUCUGCUCUUUUGAUUCACUGUGUGACCUUGAGAGUGCCUUGCAAAGCAUUAAGGCAUGGCAUUAGUACUGAGAGGCUGAAGGGUCCCCAGGAGACUGUCAGUGAUCUCAUAAUGUCGGGACAAUUAGAUUCCCUAACUCAAGAUCCUGCCAUCCUGCAGGGGAUUGAUUAUACUCUUGCUCCAAAUUAUAUUGUGACAAUAUUGGCAAACAUGUCUGUCCUGGAACAAUGUGCCUCAGAUAUCAUACAAGAGGAUGGGCUACAACUUCUCAUGGGGAUGCUAUCUGAGAAGCCACUGUCAGGGAGCCCAGCUGAAGUGGCUGCCUGUGAAAGAGUCCAGCAGAAAGCCGCCGUGACACUCACUCGACUCAGCCGGGAUGCAGAUGUGGCCCGAGAAGCCAUACGACUUGGGUGUAUGCCUCGUCUCACUGAGCUUUGCUGGGUCCCAGCUGAGAGGAACAACAGUGACUCUGUGCUUGUGGCAUGUUUGGCUGCCUUACGUACCCUGGCAGCAGUCUGCCCAGAAGGCCUCCAGGACACAGAUUUCCAACAACUUGUCAAGCCUCGACUGGUGGACUCCUUUCUCCUCUGUGCAAACAUGGAAGAGAGCUUUGUGUGA
Messenger RNA from Gracilinanus agilis (Agile Gracile Mouse Opossum), 1686 nucleotides. It is a transcript of the gene INSC, whose product is annotated as INSC spindle orientation adaptor protein. Bases 1 to 1686 code for a protein of 561 amino acids. The record is from RefSeq and is a predicted model, not a curated record. Gene Ontology annotation, molecular function: cytoskeletal adaptor activity; protein binding. Gene Ontology annotation, biological process: asymmetric cell division; regulation of asymmetric cell division; apical protein localization. The transcript has 14 exons. Gene Ontology annotation, cellular component: apical cortex. Lineage: Eukaryota; Metazoa; Chordata; Mammalia; Didelphimorphia; Didelphidae.